Messenger RNA from Coregonus sp. 'balchen', 2381 nucleotides. Lineage: Eukaryota; Metazoa; Chordata; Actinopteri; Salmoniformes; Salmonidae. The record is from the annotation of a GenBank genome assembly.
GCGGAUGGAACAGGAACAGCUGUUCGACAGAUGACAGCUCAUGCUCUGAAUUCGUUUUAAUUGUUGUUUUCUGUAGUUAGAGAAACUAUUUUAAACCUGGAUUUACUUCUGCAAGUGCCGAUAGCACAACAUAUGUACUGUUGAUGCUCUAUUCAUUUUAACAGGAUAUGAAAAAAGGGAAGAAACACCAGCAAGGUACAGGAGCCAGGGAGAAUGGAAAUGGAAAUGCACAGCGACAUGGAGGUAAACUUAAUCAAUCAGUACUCAGUCAUGACCAAAUUGCAGAUAAUGUACCCAUAUAUUACAUGUUGAGAAUAGUUGUACAGUUGAUCAUUGAAUAGAUUCAUAGCUUCUCAUGUAGCUAGCUCUGUAUGAGUCCUCUGUGUCAGCUGGCCAGCUGCCAGACAUACUAUGUGGAACAACAAAGCAACGUGACCAUCGAUUGACCCAGAGCAGAACCUGGAUGGGAUUGACCCAUAUGAACCAUCAUUCUUAUUGGCAAUACAAAUGCACAUUCUAUAAUUAAUAAUCACUCAUUCUUUAUCAAAACAUGUCAACCUGCACAGGUAAAAGUGGUUACUGUCAGUAAAGUUGCCCAUGUAGUUGAAGCAAAGCAAGAUUGCAAUAGAUUGGUGGGAUACUAUUGCUAGUUAUAUGCGCCACCUUUCACAUUAGUAACAUAGUAUUAAGUGUGAAAAGCACACACUUGUAACUUCCAUAUUGAAAUUAAAUAGCAUUAUGUGGAAGGAGUUGACUAACAAAAAGUGAUUUCAACAUACCAGCAUAGACAAGAGCCCUUGCUUGCAGUGGUACUCAAGAAAUACUGGGGUUAUCAUCCCAGCAAACCGUGACCACAGUCAAGACAGUAUUGCUAACUGAACGACAUGUAUGAUCUCAAUUCAUAUUUUCUGUUGUCAAGCAGAGCACGAAUCGUGGAAGAAGCUGAAGCUGGUGGAGAUCCACCAGGCCCUGAACUGUGACCCGGUGGACAUUGAGACCCUGCGGAGGGCGGCCAUCAGCAAGGGAGGCCUUCUAACAGACGAGAUCAGAAGGAAAGUCUGGCCCAAGCUGCUCAGCGUCAAUGUGUACAACUUGCCUGCUAAACCUAGUGAGUGUGAUGUUUACAUGUGAGGAAUGGAUGCCCAUUAUUGCAGUUGGCCAAUGCCCUGAGAAAUGACUGUAGACACUUUCCCUAUGACGCCAUAGUAGUCUACAGCCAUGUCAGCCAAGUUGUACAUUGCAUUGUGUCAGUAUGCGUCUAGCUGUCUAUAGUCCGUUGAUGUAUGUUAAUUGUAUGUAGCCUACUGUAACCUCAUUAAGUUCAGGUUACUUCUAUCAACAAUGACUCAUCUUUAGUCCUCAAUACUGUGCAACAAAGGAAUGUAAAUGCCCCACAAACAACACUCAUUGCCUUUGGCAGUAGCACUGAGGAAUACUGUAUGUUCAACUGAAACCAAUGGUUGGGGUGGACACCAAGCAGUUGUGUUUUGAUUCCAGCAAAGGAUGUCCGAGAGAACCACAAGGACUUCAACCAGGUGCUCCUUGACGUCAGGAGGUCCAUGAAACGUUUCCCAAGAGGUAACUCACUCACUGUGCCAUAGAAUCGAAUAGAAUAUAAUACAUUAGAGUAAAGGCAACUUACUCGCUGCCAUGGAAUAGAAUAGAAUGGAAAUUACUCACUCACUGUGCGUGCAUUUGAUCUGAUCAGGGGUCAGCUGAUACUUCACUGUCUAUCCUCCCUUUGUCAGUUAACUCAGGGCCUUACUGGGGGGGGGGGGGGGGGGGGGCGUCUCAAUACUGUUGUUCAGUGGCUUCCUUAAUAAUUUCCUUAUCUCAUUACCUUAUUUCAUUUUCUUCAUCAUGACCACUGAUUAAAGGAGACUUGAUUUAAUAAAACUAAAACCAAUAUGGUGGAAACAGACUUCAAUCCAAUCCUUGUAUCUACCAGAAACGGGCUGCUUAUAUCAGUGUCUAGUGUUCUUGAAGGUAAGUAAAUGAUGAAAGCAAGCUGUUGACAGGUAUUGAGACACUGAGGUUGAGACACAAGUAUCUGAAGCCGUAGUGAUUGCAGCUUGCUGCCUAGACGCUGGUUGUUAAUGUAUGGAUUGAAUCAGAGCAAUAGAGUUUGCGGCUACCUCUUUUUUUGUUUUGUUUUUAGUAUUGAGAUACAGCCAUGUUUUCUUCCCCUCUCCCCAGGCAUGCGUGUGGACGAGAAGCAGGUGCUACAGGAACAGCUGAUUGACAUCAUCCUGGUUGUUCUACAGAAGAACCCUGCGUUACACUACUACCAGGGUUACCAUGACAUCGUGGUCACCUUCCUGCUGGUGGUCGGGGAGCGCAUGGCCAUCGCCAUUUUGGAGACCCUUUCCAAUCACCACCUC